Molecule: messenger RNA, 1232 nt
Organism: Macrobrachium nipponense
Lineage: Eukaryota; Metazoa; Arthropoda; Malacostraca; Decapoda; Palaemonidae
Exons: 6
Coding region: 110-1147 (345 amino acids)
Source: RefSeq, a predicted model, not a curated record
GAGGACCCAUGGUGAUAUAUUAUAUAUUAAGUGCAUUGGAGCUGCUGCAUUACGCAGGUCCUUGUUUAAUUUGACCAGUCGGUUGUCCAAUCCUAUCCGUUGUUCUGAAAUGGUUAUUCGGGCGAUUACUGUAGUCUUGUUGCUGGGCUACGUCAGCAGUAAGCCCACCGCUACAGUGGACCCCUAUACCCCAGGGCCCCUUGAGGUCAAAGUGAACCUCUUGCUGCCUCAAACAACCGGACUUUCAGGAGUGGAACUGAACGUCUGGACUCCCAUGACACCGGGGAACUAUCCCGUCCUGUAUUUCGCAGAUGGAUUGGCCAUGAACAUUCCUGCAAUUGCUUAUACCAAAGUGCUCUCACACAUGGCAUCUCACGGAUUCUUGGUUGUGACCCCUUUCCUGACGGCAGUGACCUCUAAGCCGAGCGAAAAGCUGCCUUACUUCCGAAGCAUCUUGGAUUGGGCUGAAGCGAACAUGCAAGACGUCCUGCAUGAGAAUGGCGUCCCUGCAAAUGUCACAUUCGACUUCCAGACAUUGUUUGGCAACUCCCACUCGGCUGGCAGUCACGUCAUCGUAUUGUACUUGAAAGAGACUUGUGGCAACUUCAAGGGUCUGGUCCUCAUGAGCCCAGUAGAUGGCGCUGACCCAUUCGGACUGGUGGACGAUUUCUGCAUAACACCAGGAGAGGAGCUCAAUUUCAUCACGCCUACAUUACAUUUGUAUACUGGAUAUGAUGCUAAGAAAGGAUCGCUGGGCACCGCUUGCGCCCCCAAAACACUCAGCAACGAAAGAUUCUGGAAUGCGCUGAACCCCAAAUCCCACCGCUGGUCUAUCAACGCCACCGACUUCGCCCACGCCGACUUCCUCGACGACGAAUUCAAAGUCUUCGUGGACAAGACACAUUUCUGCGCUGUCAAUGAGGACUUGGUGGAAGAAGACUUCCCCAAGUACCGUCAGUUUGUUGCAGGGACCGCGGUUGCUUUCUUCAAAGCCCUUCUAGAGGAAGACUAUGCAUACUAUCUGAAUUACCUUGAAGAUGUUAGUGUGAUGCCCAUAGCUGCUACGGAGAGGCACUUCACUCCUGCCGGGGAGCGUCCUUCGCCAUAUUGCAAACAGGAGCCUCUUCGACGACAGGGUUCCACUUGAAUUUCAACUAGAAGGAAAUUAAAAAAGUUAGAUAAUACUUACCAAAAUGUGAUUGCUCAUAUUUAAUAAAAGAUAUAUGCAUGCA